This is a messenger RNA of Conger conger (European conger), 2761 nucleotides long. RefSeq names its product SEH1-like (S. cerevisiae) (gene seh1l). The record is from RefSeq and is a predicted model, not a curated record. Gene Ontology annotation, molecular function: structural molecule activity; protein binding. Gene Ontology annotation, biological process: cellular response to amino acid starvation; positive regulation of TORC1 signaling. Bases 166 to 1419 code for a protein of 417 amino acids. The transcript has 9 exons. Gene Ontology annotation, cellular component: Seh1-associated complex; nuclear pore outer ring. Lineage: Eukaryota; Metazoa; Chordata; Actinopteri; Anguilliformes; Congridae.
CCAAAGAAGACAUGGAAAAAGAUUUGAAUAACGUGGUGUUGAAUUCUGGCGGUGACAUCAUGUACUGGUGAUCCUGCCUCACGAUAACUUUGAUUAAUCAUAAAAAGAGCUAGUAGAUCUUCUCAAAUAACUUUGAUACUGGCAGCGAAUGUGUAGCACCCAAAAAUGUUUGUGGCUCGGAGCAUUGCGGCGGACCACAAAGAUCUCAUCCAUGAUGUAUCCUACGAUUUUCACGGCCGGCGAAUGGCGACUUGUUCCAGUGACCAAAGUGUCAAGGUUUGGGACAAAAGUGAGGCAGGGGAAUGGAACUGUACUGCCAGCUGGAAGACUCACAGUGGGUCAGUGUGGCGAGUGACCUGGGCCCACCCCGAGUUUGGGCAGGUGCUCGCUUCGUGUUCUUUUGACCGGACAGCGGCCGUGUGGGAGGAGAUUGUGGGCGAAUCCAAUGACAAACAGAGAGGACAGAGCCACUGGAUCAAGAGGACCACACUGGUGGACAGCCGGACCUCGGUCACAGACGUGAAGUUCGCCCCCAAGCACAUGGGCCUGAUGCUGACCACCUGCUCGGCCGAUGGCGUGGUGCGCAUCUACGAGGCGCCCGACGUGAUGAACCUGAGCCAGUGGUCCCUGCAGCACGAGAUCUCCUGCAAGCUGAGCUGCAGCUGCAUCUCCUGGAACCCCUCCAGCUCCCGCGCCCACCCUCCUAUGAUCGCCGUGGGUAGCGACGACAGCAGUGUAACGUACGCCGGGAAAGUUCAAAUCUACGAGUACAACGAAAACACACGGAAGUACGCCAAGGUGGAGACCCUUAUGACCGUGACAGACCCGGUGCACGACAUUGCCUUCGCUCCGAACCUGGGACGGUCCUUCCACGUGCUGGCCAUAGCGACCAAGGAUGUACGCAUCUUCAAGCUGAUACCCCUUCGGGCGGAGACGGCCUCCUUGGCGAGCCCCACCAGGCUGGAGGUGCAGAUCGUGGCGCAGUUCGACAACCACAACUCCCAGGUGUGGCGCGUGAGCUGGAACAUCACCAGCACCUUGCUGGCCUCCUCUGGGGACGACGGCUGCGUGCGGCUCUGGAAAGCGAACUAUAUGGGCAACUGGAAGUGCACGGGCAUCCUGAAGGGCGACGGCAGCCCGGUGAAUGGCUCGGCCGGUCAGCCUGGAGCUCUGACGGCCGGCGGGGGGACUGGGGCGCUGGCCAAUCAGGGCUCCCUGAAUGGGACAUCGGCCGGAAGAUAUUUCUUUCCCUCUCUGGAGCCUCCGUGGGCUGGGUCCAGGUGUGCCCAGCUCCUGCCUCCUCCCAGUGCGGUGGAGCAGACUUGCGAAAGCGAUUCUGCUAACCCGCUGCAAGCCCCGCUCUUCUGGCAGUCCACCGCUCAACCCUUAAACCCCUUACCCGAGAGUGACGGGCUAUGAAAACGUUUACCAUUAUAAAACGGCAGCCCUAUUCCUUGUGUAACAUCUGCCUUGUGUUCCGUUUCCCUUUCUUUAUGGUCAUUUAUUUCCUGCUUUUCCUUGGUUUCUUGUAUUUAAGUUUGGUUUAGUUUUUUUUUCUUUUUUGUGGAUUGUGGAAGAGAGAAAAGCCUCUGAAAUGGUCUGUUUUAAAAUGGCUGCCUUUACUGGUCCUUUGUUUUUUAUUGAUACCGUUUCUGGUAAAUUGAAUCUCGAGUGCUGCAGUAACACAGUCCUUGGUUUUACUGGGCUGUAAAGCUCUGUUCCUUGAAAACUGUAAACUUUUAUUUCCCACAAAUCUCUGCUCUUAAUUCCAUAAGCAGGUGAUUAAUUUACUCGGUUUGUCCGUUUUUACAUUCUUGCAAUGGUUGAAUCACGACUGACAAUUGUACUUGUGCCUUACACAGAAGAAAUAUUUUAUUAGAUUACUUUGGGGGAAAGCGAUGUUUGACACAGCUAAUAUACAAUAUAUAUUGUGAUACUAAGCUUUUAUCAUGUUUUUUUCUUCUGGGGUAAAUUCCUGGCUAUUGAGUCACCACUUAUUACUUUGGACUCAAGUAAUAAAUUGUUUCAUGGCUGACGUGCUGUUCAUUUGAAAUCUUUGUGGUUCUAGUUAAGAGAUUGUUGGGCAGAUUUAUCAGGCAUCUUUAUUGAAAAUGGAAUGGAAUUGCGUAUUCAUUUAAACUUGACUACCAUAGCAUAAACACUGUCUCUGCUGUUCAGUUACAGUUAAUUCUAUAUUAAUUCUACGACUGUUGUACAUGUCUGUCCAUAUUGUGAGCUGCCCAGAGGAAGGAAGGAAAUCCGCUAAUUGACCAUGAUGAUGGGGAUAAUAAAAUAGUAUGAUUUGAUUAUUAUUAUAUAAUAAUGAUUAUUGUAGUUGUAAUUUUGGCAAGAUCCUUUUGAAAUGUGCAAGUUCAGGGCUCAGCAUUUUUACCCAGCCUAUUCAGGAUAGAAACCUCCUGUGAAAUGAGGAAUGGAAAUGGAAAAAUUUAAAUGUCUUUAUAUAUACUGUGCUUGUGUGUCUGCAAUAAGUGGUAUAGGGUUUACAUCAAUAAGCCUUCUACCUCCUGUUGCAGUGUCCGUGUGUGCACUGGAUAAAAUAUUCCACUGUGUGAUGUAUCUCAUUGUUUGUUCACAAAUAUGCUUACAAUUCAUAUGCAUUCAGGUAACCUCAUUUGUUUAUUCAGAUUAUUUGAUUUGUGUGUUUUUGUAAUUAAUUGUAUCACUAUUAAUGAGUUUAAUUAGACCAGCUUUGACCACGUAUUGUUUGAUUACAAACCGAAAAUAAAAUAUUACAGCAGAA